CUCAGCCUGGAGGCAGGCGGCCGAUUACGCCCACACUCGACGCCUCGCUUCACAGCAGCGUCUAUCCAGCGGCCCGAGGCGGUUCGUUCGGAACUCACUACGCAUGCGCCUAAUUUGCAACGCCCCGGGCCGUUCCCCCUCCCACGGGGUCGUAUGACCCGCCGCUCUCCGGCCUCUGCUUCUGGCUUCUCCCAUCCGGUUCCGGGUCAGGGCGGUGGUGGGGCGGGAGGCGUUGGGGUCUCUCCACUGCCCUGGCCGCCUGGGAGGAUUCAUUCCCCGUUAGCUCUUCUCAUAUAACACCCUAUAUCCAGGAGGUUCUGACUCACCAGGAGUUCAUAUUAGCAAUUGAGGCAAGGCCGAGGAUGGAAGGUGUUGAAUUUAAGGAAGAGUGGCAAGAUGAAGAUUUUCCAAGGCCCCUACCAGAGGAUGAUAAUGUUGAAGCAGAUAUACUAGCUGUAACUGGCCAACAAGGCCAGCAUGAAGUGAAUGGAAACAAAGUUAGGAAGAAACUAAUGGCUCCAGAUAUUAGCUUAACACUGGAUCACAGCGAGGAAUCGGUGUUGUCUGAUGACUUAAAUGAGAGUGGAGAGGUCGAUUUGGAUGAUUUAGAUACUCCAUCUGAGAACAGUAAUGAGUUUGAAUGGGAAGAUGAUCUUCCAAAACCAAAAACUACUGAAGUAAUGAGAAAAGGAUCGCUUCCUGAAUACACUGCUGCAGAGGAGAGAGAUGACGGGCGACGCUGGCGUAUGUUCAGGAUUGGGGAACAGGAUCACAGGGUGGACAUGAAGGCAAUUGAACCCUAUAAAAAAGUUAUCAGCCACGGAGGUUAUUAUGGUGAUGGGUUAAAUGCCAUUGUUGUGUUUGCUGUUUGCUUUAUGCCUGAAAGCAGUCAGCCUAACUACAGAUAUCUAAUGGAUAAUCUAUUUAAAUAUGUUAUUGGCACUUUAGAACUGUUAGUAGCAGAGAACUAUAUGAUAGUUUACUUAAAUGGUGCUACAACACGGAGAAAAAUGCCAAGUUUAGGCUGGCUCAGGAAAUGUUACCAGCAAAUUGAUAGAAGGUUAAGGAAAAACCUGAAAUCGUUAAUAAUAGUUCAUCCUUCUUGGUUUAUCAGAACACUUCUGGCCAUCACAAAACCUUUUAUUAGCUCAAAAUUCAGCCAAAAAAUUAGGUAUGUCUUUACCCUGGCAGAGCUAGCUGAACUCAUCCCCAUGGAAUACGUUGGCAUACCAGAAUGCAUAAAACAGUACGUUUUAUUAUUCAACCAUGCAAAGCUGCUUGGAAGGAGCUUUUUCUCAUCCUCCAACUUCAGAGCCUCUUGGCUGAUGGAGAGUAAGAAGGGUGUUUGCUACUCUACUCUUUCCCAAGCCUUUUUUAGUCACUUUCCUAAUUGACCAAGAGCUUGAUGGGAAACAAGAACAGAAAAGUGAACAGUAAGUUUGGAGUCCAGACGAGACGGAAGACUGUGCAGGUGGAAUGAUCUGUUUUGUUUUUGUUUUUGUUUUUUGCAUUUACAAUGCAUUCAUUAGCCUUUAUUAUGUAACCUGUUAUAAAAGGUGCCUUGAUAUAUCUCUGGACUUGUACACAAGGGACUGUUCUCUACAGUAUUGGUUUGCAAAUCUUGGGUUUAAUUCUUGACUUUAAUAGCUACUUUACCGUGUAAUCAUUUUAUACUGUUAAAUGUCAAAGAACCAUAUGUUUAUAGGAGGCAUUCUUGCAAUUAUCUAAAUGAUGCAUGUUCUUCAGUAAAAUAUUUAUAUACCUAAAUGUUAAAGGAAAGAGAUAAUAUAUUUUUAUGACUCUUUGAGCAAUAUUUUAUAAUGUUUGCCUGCAGAAUGAAUUCUUUUGCAAGUAGACAAGGCCAUAAAUGUGCUGUCAUUAUUUUGUAAAGUGCAUGAUGAAUGUUUUUUGCUGUAAAUAGUUAAUACAUUUCCUAAGUGAUUUAGAAACCUAAUGAUUUUUAGAUGCUGGUGUUCACUUAGUGCAGUUGUCUCAUAAAUGUGAAGAUAAUCAUUUUUGUUCCUGUAUCUAAUACAAGUAGAACUCAUUUACACUGCCAGAAUGAUCUUGAGCUUUGAUUUCUUUGUUUUUCUUCAAAAUACAGAUUUGUGGCUCUGUGAAUUUCAGCUUAUUGGCUACUACCUUUUGGCCUAGUUAAGCCAUAUUGGGGACUAAAUAGUUCAAAUGACUAAUAGCAUAAUGAGCUUUUCACCAUUAGGUCACUAGUUUAAAUUCUGCUCAGGUGUUUAGUAGAUAAAAGCUGUCUAGUCAGUGAUCAGUGUGAAAGGAGCUCAGUCCUGUUACUCUUGGAAGACUGAAACUGUGUUCAGUCUCAGCAGACACACAAAGAAUUGCAUGGGCAUGGAGCUUGAACUGUCCUUUCAACCCUAAAAGUUAUCCAUUCAGGUCAAGAUUGAAGUACCCUGGAGAGGAGGUGUGGAAAAUCUUGCACUGCCUUUACUUUGUAGAUGGAGAUCUUCCAUCUCCAGUGCUAUAUGGCACUUCUCAUAAGCACUAAAUUCACUUUAAAGAAUGUAAUGAGUCUGGUUUUUGCUGUGGUUAUUCAAGAUGUAUCCACAAGUUUUCACUUGGUGUUCUUGGGCACAUAAAUUGACUUUCAUAGGUUCUAUUAGCAUAGCUAAAUUAUACUAUGUUCUGGGUGAAACAUGUAAUAAAAAUGUCAAUCAUGCCUAUUUUGCCUAUUGGUGUGUGCAAAUAAAUCCAUUCAGAAGUUAAACAUUUAAGUGACAUUGUAACAAGCAUUAAAUAUUUUCACUUUUUUCUGCAGUGCUCACUACUUUUGUCUUAAUCAUAAUCAAAAAUCCCCAUCUGAUAUUAUUGCACACUUCUAAACUGUAUAUUCUUGGAAAUAGUAGUAGUAUCACAGCUCUUACACACAAUCAAAAUAAAUGUGGUAUACUUACAAAAGUAAGGUAGGUUUCAACUGGAUGGUUACUUAUCAGUGAGGUAUAACGCUCAUAGGGUAAUCAUACAACCGGGACUUACUAACCUUUGGAUCCUUGCAGACUCCUCGAUGUCUCUAAUCAACUGUGCAUAGGUGCAGUACUAGCUAAUUCUGAUGCCGGAUCAGGCCAGUAGUCUGCAUCUGAACUUAACAGAGAUCUAUUUAACACACAUGCUUCAGGGGAAUCCGUCUCAAGGCAUACGUAUUUUGGUUAGAUCAGCAUCUGUCUCCAUCAGCAGUUUGUGCAGAUUAAUAUGCUGUGUCUUCUGCCUAAAUAGACAACCUUAUUCUGAAGUUGCCCUGUAUGCAUUUUUAUAAGGCUUCUAUUUUGGUCUGAAAGCAAAGAACCUAAAUGAAGAUACUUUCUUCAGGAGCUAGGGCCUGAUGGACAACCUUGAGCAAGUCCCUUCAUUGCCUUAUAACUCCAUUUCCCCACUUGUAAAAUGGAUAUAAUGAUACUCACCUUUUUUUGUAAAGCAUUUUGAGAUCUACAAAUGAAAACCGCUACAUAAGUGCUAGGUGCUCUCACUUCUAUUCCUCAUUCUAUAUAUCAAGUUAUAUCAACUCCAGCUUACUGGCUGAAACCUUCCCCAGCCUGGCAAAUAAAAUUCCAAGACUGGCCAAGUGCAAGGUGUGUGCAUGCAUGCAUGCAAAUCUGGAAAUCUUUUAUUUCAUUUUCAGGCCUUAAAGCUGAAUAGAUUUAGGUCUCUAAAAGCCUGGAGAAUAAGAAGGGGUCACCAUCUCACUUCAAAUUUUUUCUUCAGAUAAAGAUGACUUCUACCAAAAGCAGUUCUUCUAGAAAUAGGGUCUGACAGUUGACUUGCAUUGAUAUAGUGUGAUACAGUUAAAUCAAUAUCUCAGAUUACUGAAAGAUGUCAUUUGUUGUAUGUAGUGGAGAACACAAUAGCUAAAGAUGUUUCAAAUGGAAAAACAGUAAAAUUUCUACUGGCUAUAGACAUUCUUUCUACAUCUUCCUCAUUGCUUCCUUUAACUCCACACUUGCUUCUCCUUUCCUUUUACCUCCUACAAAAGUUGCAUGCCAAGAAUCUUAAACAGCAGUUCAAACAGUACAUAUGUUGUGUAGAAAACCUCCUUUAUAUACUGUAUUUUGUACUUGACCAAAUGUUCAGUAAUUUUAAAGGUGACUUCCAAAGGGUGGGAAGGUUUGUACCUUUCUGCUGCUUUAUUGUAUGAUUAAAGGAAGUCUGAUUUUUUUUU
Messenger RNA from Mauremys reevesii (Reeves's turtle), 4183 nucleotides. RefSeq names its product BCL2 interacting protein 2 (gene BNIP2). Gene Ontology annotation, cellular component: cytoplasm. Gene Ontology annotation, biological process: apoptotic process. The record is from RefSeq and is a predicted model, not a curated record. The transcript has 11 exons. NCBI's taxonomy places the organism in Eukaryota, Metazoa, Chordata, Testudines, Geoemydidae. The coding region runs from base 363 to 1394 and encodes 343 amino acids.